AUGGAAGCCGAAGCGCAGAAACUGAUGACUCAGGAAAAUGUUUAUCAGCAUAAUCAAAUACAGUUCAAGGCCAGUGAUCAAGACAUACAAGUUGCUGCUGCUUUCUCGAGCACAAGGGUCACUACUGGAGGAGGAAAUGAUCAUGGAGUCAGCAACCAAUUCAAGGUUUCCGCUGCUUCCUCGUGCAACAAAAUUACUAUAGAAGGAGAGAAUGAUGGAAUCAGCAACCAACAUGAGAAGGAAAAAAAUUUAUUACCUGCUCGUGAUCAUCCUGUAGUUUCUUUUAAUUCUUCUAAUUCUUUUCUGUAUACCCAAGAUGGACCAAUAGGCAUAACCAUAUCACCUAGUGAGGGAGUGCAAGAAAUAUAUUUGACGAAGAUGUUUUUUAGGCUACCAAACCAUGCAUUCUAUUGCCCAAAUUGUAAGGUUUGUAUCGAAAAGGUUUUAUUUUACAAAACAGAUGAAAAUCCUCCUGUUCCUGCUGAGCCUCCAGUUAUUGAUGGUCCAGUAAGAUGCUCAGCAUGCCUCAGUUUACUUAUUCAAAAAGGCAAAGAAUUUUUUACUGGUUUGGUAUCACAUGGUAGUUCAGAUCCAUCUGGUCCUACACCAGCACCUCGCGGGAGACCAGAAAGUACAAAAGAAUGGGAAGUACUUAAAAGCAUUGUUUAUGGUGGUCUGGCUGAAUUAUUAGCGAGCCUUAGUGUUGUGACAUCUGCAGCAAGUGCUGAUGCUACCACAUUGAACAUUGUUGCUCUGGGUAUCGCAAAUUUGAUCGGUGGACUUUUCGUCCUGGGUCAUAAUCUUAGGGACCUGAAAGCUUCGCAACCUAGAGAAGAGGGCAGUGAAAUAGAAGCAGAAGGGGAUAAAUAUUAUGAGUUACUGGGGAAGAGGGAGAAUUCAAUUCUGCAUGCCUUUGUAGCUAUCUUAUCGUUCCUUAUUUUUGGGUUAGUACCACCAGCAGUAUAUGCCUUCUCAUUUCGUGAGAGUGAUGACAAGGAUCUCAAGCUUGCAGCAGUUGCAGGAGCUUCUUUACUUUGUAUAGCAUUGCUUGGCAUUGCUAAAGCUUAUAUACAGAGACCAAAUAAUUAUGUUACAUACAUCAAAACAGUACUUUACUAUGUUACCUCUGGAGUAUUGGCCUCAUUGCUUACUUACGUAGCUGGCUCCCUGGUGAAGAAACUUGUUGAGCAACUUGGAUGGUUUGAGCCAAAAUCAGGCUUGUCUGUUCCGGAGAUAAGUGUAGAGAAACACGAAUGGGGUUCCUAUUAA
Messenger RNA from Gastrolobium bilobum, 1269 nucleotides. RefSeq lists its product as uncharacterized. Gene Ontology annotation, molecular function: manganese ion transmembrane transporter activity. NCBI's taxonomy places the organism in Eukaryota, Viridiplantae, Streptophyta, Magnoliopsida, Fabales, Fabaceae. The record is from RefSeq and is a predicted model, not a curated record. The coding region runs from base 1 to 1269 and encodes 422 amino acids. Gene Ontology annotation, biological process: intracellular manganese ion homeostasis. The transcript has 7 exons.